CUAGAAGAAUUUCGGGAAGAGAGAGAAAACAUUAUUACGUCACUAGACGAUGUUCUGGAUUCUUUAUUGGCCCUUCCUUCCAGUUCUCGAUCCUCUAGCCCCACGACGAUACUUCAUGGCAGCCCCACUGCCCAUCAAAUGGUUUGUGAAGGACGAACACUUCACUCCACUGAUUGGUCUGAAAUGACAGAUACUCGUAAGAAUUCACGUAUUGACACGACGUCAUCUACAACAGUCUUAAGUGGUCGCGAGGUUCAACGGGAAUUACCUACUCGAAGGUUAAGUAAUACAGGUAUUCAGCGACCUGUAAUAACAGAGAAAAAGGCAGCCUCCAGUUUCUCGGCCGCAUUUGAAGGCGAUCACUUCUCCAAAGAUACACUUCCCAAAAAGAAAGAUCCAAUAGAUAACAAGAAGUCAUCGCCUACUCUGAAACCAGUAACUACACAACACCAGCGCCAAUAUUUUCAGGAGUCUACUGAGGAAACCCAAGUAAUCUCGUGCUCUUCCUCUCUGGAUCCGACCAAUCAGACUAGCGCAUUAAUAGUCUCGACAGAUAAAGAAAUUUCUCAGUAUGAGUCACCUCAGCGACAGGAAAAAGUCACGUGCAACCGUCCAAAGUGUUCUAAAGUCUUGCCUGCAGAAGUUGCGAGAACCAAGUUGCGUAUGUGUCCGAACUGUUACACCUAUUACUGUAGCAGACAUUGUCGUAAAGUUCACUGGGAUCAUCAUAAGAAUCAGUGUCCGUACACGAAGAUCACUAAUGUGUGCCAACAAAUUCUGGCGAAAGUUCGUCAAGACCCAGUUUCUAGACGUAACCUUUCCGUGUGUGCAAGACGAGGAUAUCUCUCCAGGGGACGAGGAGCUGUGAAGCUGGUAUUUUACACUACUGACGAUGCUGUUGACUUCAUGUGUAAAGGUUGGGGCUCGACUCGCGGACAGAAUAUCUACAUCCCUCGAUGUGAGAUCGUGCCCCAGGAAAUGGGCACCGAGGUGUAUACCCACAUCCGCUCCCUCUGUGACCGCUACAACCCAGGGAAGAAGUUUGUGCUUCUAGCAGCUGUACGUAUAACUCAAGAGAUGUCGAGUGGUGCGGGUGCCUUAGUGGAGCGAGAAAUAAUCACAAGAGGGACCAAGUUGCAGCUUGUGCCACCUCAACCGGAAGAUGACCUUCAAACCGUGUUAUUCGCGAUAGCUAAGGGUCCUGGAUCUGACCUGACACAGAGACACCAAGAAUGUGAAGCUGUGAAGCGCCAUCUACAGGAACGAGGAAUCAAUUUUGCUACAGAAUUUCCAGAAAUUUUUGCGAAAAUUAAGCAAUUUGUUCAAGGAGGAGAGGCCUUCGUUCCUUUUAGUGCAUUCCUCACUGACCAGAGAACAAGGAAAAUGUUUAUGUGUAUCAUCUCACCUUGGGCCGAUGCUGAGAUUUUUCAAAAUAUUUCAGCCAAAGAAACAAUCAAUAAGUCAAGACGGCUGUGGAUGUUAUAACCUGACGAGUCGACGAGACAAAAAAAAAACAACAACAACAAAAAACGCCUGUCUUUUGUUUCCGACAAGUCGACGAGCAAAAAAAAAAAACAACAAAAAACGUCUGUCUUUUGUUUCCGACAGGUCGACGAGACAAAAAAAA
Messenger RNA from Limulus polyphemus (Atlantic horseshoe crab), 1627 nucleotides. RefSeq lists its product as uncharacterized. The coding region runs from base 139 to 1485 and encodes 448 amino acids. Gene Ontology annotation, cellular component: apical junction complex; plasma membrane. The transcript is spliced from 2 exons. Gene Ontology annotation, biological process: cell-cell junction organization. NCBI's taxonomy places the organism in Eukaryota, Metazoa, Arthropoda, Merostomata, Xiphosura, Limulidae. The record is from RefSeq and is a predicted model, not a curated record.